AAUAGAUAAGAUUUGCGUGCCGAGGUGGCAGGGGUCCUCAUUACACCGACCUUCCACGACAUCGACCAUGGCGUACGUUGCAGUCGAAGCCGAUGAGCGGCUAGAAGAGGGCCCAGAGGGUCUCCAAUUCAAAUCAUUUUUAGGGUCGAAUGCCAACGACGGCUCGGACAAUGUGGGGACUGGUCGAGGCGUAGGGAAUACAGAUAGAGGCUACCUCCAAGACCGGCCUCACCAGACCAAAGACGGCGGCGGCGGCGGCUUCUGGACGACAGAAUAUUACCAGCCAUAUUUCGACGUCGACACCAAAAUGGUUCUGACACGCUGUUAUUCGACCCUUCUACCAACGUCAACUGACUACCUGUCUACCCAUCUUAACCCUGCAGACCUUUACGGACCCUUUUGGACAUUGACAACCUUGAUAUUUGCCCUUUUCCUAUCCUCGAGUCUCGAUGCAUCAAUCGCAGCGUACUUGUCCGCCCCAGGAGCAGAAUAUGACUACGAUUUUCAGCUUCUUUCCAUCGCUGUUUCUAUUGUGUAUGCCUAUGGACUAGGGUUGCCUGUUCUACUUUGGAUAGCACUCCGCUACCUUGGCGUUGGUGAAUGGAAUGUUGUGGAAGCUGUAGCAAUAUGGGGUUAUGCCAUGUUCGUAUGGAUUCCUGUCUCUGUCCUCUGUGUGAUCCCCGUGCCAAUUCUGCGCUGGGUCCUCGUGGCUGUCGCAUUUGUUCAGUCUGGCUAUUUCUUAGUCAGAAAUGUGUACCCCAUUCUGGCCUCUGCUGAGGCUAAAGCGACCCGACUAAUAAUCAUUGCCAUCACUGUGCUACAUGCCGGAUUAGCCUUGUCCUUCAAAGUGCUGUUUUUCAGCUAUUAUGUGAUUGACAAGAUUGGGGCGGAUAUCCCUCUUCCUGGCGGGGACGAACCGUAG
Guyanagaster necrorhizus is the source of this 922-nucleotide messenger RNA. Its product is annotated as Yip1-domain-containing protein. Gene Ontology annotation, cellular component: Golgi apparatus; membrane. Gene Ontology annotation, molecular function: small GTPase binding. The record is from RefSeq and is a predicted model, not a curated record. NCBI's taxonomy places the organism in Eukaryota, Fungi, Basidiomycota, Agaricomycetes, Agaricales, Physalacriaceae. Gene Ontology annotation, biological process: vesicle-mediated transport. The transcript has 7 exons. Bases 68 to 922 code for a protein of 284 amino acids.